Messenger RNA from Hyalella azteca, 2100 nucleotides. Its product is annotated as serine/arginine-rich splicing factor 3-like. The coding region runs from base 122 to 568 and encodes 148 amino acids. The transcript is spliced from 5 exons. Gene Ontology annotation, cellular component: nuclear speck. Gene Ontology annotation, biological process: mRNA splicing, via spliceosome. Gene Ontology annotation, molecular function: RNA binding. The record is from RefSeq and is a predicted model, not a curated record. Lineage: Eukaryota; Metazoa; Arthropoda; Malacostraca; Amphipoda; Hyalellidae.
CCUAAUUUGUUUUAUUUUAUCAUUUUUAUGCACAGUGAAGUUGUUCACAAAUUCCACCUGUGUUGGGUGCUUUACUUGUGUUUGGCAUUUUAACUUUUGCUCCAUCAAGUAAAUUGCUAAAAUGCGAAUGGACUGCAAAGUGUAUGUUGGAAAUUUAGGGAACAAUGCAGCCAAACAUGAGCUGGAAGCAGCCUUCAGCAAAUAUGGCCCUCUUGUGAAUGUUUGGGUUGCACGCAACCCACCUGGAUUUGCUUUUGUAGAAUUUGAAGACCCCAGAGAUGCUGAAGAUGCUACCAAGGCCCUUGAUGGAUCGCGGAUCUGCAAUGCUCGAGUCAGGGUGGAGAUGUCAACAGGACGUUCCAAGCGCGAUCGUUACCCCUCUCCUCCCCGCCGGAGAAGAUCCAGGUCGCGCAGCCCGCGACGCUCCGCACGCUCUCGCUCCAGGUCUCCUCGCCGAUCGCGAUCUCGAUCUCCCAGGUAUGCCAAGCGUGGCUCUCCUCGCUACGAUGACUACCGACGCCGCAGCGAAAGUCCCAUCACUCGUCGACGGUCGCGGUCACACUCAUAAAACACGUGCAUGGUGAGAAGGCUUUUAUUCGGCUGAGGACACAUCGCUGGUUUACCCUGCGUUAGUGAGUUUCAACGCACGUUUCUUUGGUGAUCGAAAAUCACCUCAGCAAACCCUGGACGAUAAAGUAACGUCCUGUUAACUUUAAUCAUUCUUUCUCUAUGUAUGUACCUCGUGCCGUAUUAUUUCCCUGGACGUUAUCUCAUUUAUUGUGUUGAGUAAUAUGUAGUUAGUAAUUAGUGAUGUGCUUUCGUUUUGUGAGGGUACUAAUCGCUUAUCGGCGUGCAUUGAACUGUUUUUUUCUAUGCAGCAAACGCUGUCUCAGAUUCGUCACGUAUAACUAUUUGUAUGCAAAUCGUAAUCUGAUUGAUCUGAUAUACGGCAAUUUGCGUGCCUUGCAGGACUCACAUUGCCCGUAGCACGUUAUUAUGAUGGUUGAUUUGAUCAGGUGCUUUCUGUGAAGUAACACAUUCAUUAUCACUUCCACCAUCAAGUUUCAACAUCGUGUUUCAUGUUGGGGGCCAUUCAUCAUCACCAUUAGUAUAGCUACCUUCCAUCGUUUACUUUACACGGUAGUCUUAUCGUUUACUUCUCAAUUCAAAGCAGCCUCAUCACUAGUGCUUAUCUAUUAGUCCGAAAUUUCUUCGAUUUCUGUCACUUAAUUGCGUGGAAUCGACUAAGUUAGAUGCAUUUCAGUGAUAUCUUGCUUUGAUAGGAAAGACCUGUAUAAUAAUUGUUUUGUAGAAAGAGGCCUAAUUUACUCUGUGACGAGUUUAAAUUGAGGGUAGGGCAUAUGAAUCACUACAUAUGCAGUGAUUAUUAUCUCGACUGAUUAUUAUGAAUAUUAUCAUCGUGUCCCUUUAUUUUUUAGGCGUCGGUUUACUAGGUAUUUUUCGGUCAAGUUGUGGAAUACAUGUAGAUGAUUUGACAAUGUUUCAUGAGGCAUCCGAAUAUCGCUAGGAUAAAACAGCCAAACAUAACCUGAUUGGCGUAACUAAUAGGAUGGCAUCCAACGCAAUGUAAGAUUAAAGCUUUCCGACUGAAGUAUUGAUCGCAUACCUACACAUGAAUUGUUGAAAUUCACUCGCUUGUUUUUCAUUCCAGGUUCGUAAAGAGAAAAUGAAACUAGUGUUUGCCAUUACAUAUGAAACCUGACGAAUAAAAACUACAACGUAUCAUUAAGGCUUUAUUAUCAUGUGCAUAUAAAAAAUAGGAUAGCAACAAGCGUGUGGCGAAAUUUUUUACAUUAUGGGCAAGUCGAAUAGUGACAGCCGCUGUGCUUUGUUCAGGGAUUACUAACGUUAAUUUGGCAUAAAAUUACAUUCAAAAUAGUGAACAUUUGUUAACCAACAUUUAGUUGGUUACAAAAUUAGCAAUUACGACGUCGAUGCUUGUUGUGAGCCAUUUAUAUCGAGUAGCUUUACUUUUUCGCUCACAUGGAUGUAAGUGGGAACACUUUAGAUCUGUGAAUCAUAAUCAUCCCAUUGUAAUUUCAUCCCUUUACUGAAACAACCUGCACGUCAAUAAUGUUA